Messenger RNA from Periconia digitata, 705 nucleotides. Lineage: Eukaryota; Fungi; Ascomycota; Dothideomycetes; Pleosporales; Periconiaceae. The record is from the annotation of a GenBank genome assembly.
CAAUCGUCACUUCUCUACACUAUGAGUAGAAGAAGGGUUUCCAAGAUUCCUUCCUGUCAAUCAGAGAUUUUUGAUGCCCAAGUGUCAUCGCCAUACACAUCGUCGAUCGUAUCCCUAAAGUUCGGAUCGAAAGAGUACAGCAUCCACGACAAAUGCAUUCCCAAGUCGCCAAAGUGGAAAGUCGAUCCUGGAUGGGGGGGUUGCAAACAGGUCUUGGAGCUCAAAGACUUGGAUGAGGAUACCGGGCACACUGUUGUGCAUUACCUGUACACUGACUUAUACCAAACACUGAACACCCCGGGAAUUCCGAAAGACGCCGAAGUGGAAUACAAGAGGAGUGUGCUCGCCUACAGUGCCGCUAAGCUGUACGGUCUUGACGGCCUGGCUGAGCAGGCUGUGAAAGUGAUAGAGGAGUUGGACAAGAAUAUGUCUGUAUUCAAGACUUUAGCUGCCUGCAGGCACGCCUACCAGCAUCAUUCAUACGAAGAUGAGUGGCUCUUGCAAUAUCUCAGAGGGAAGAUUGUCGCUGCACUCGAACGCAACGAAACUCUACUUGUACAGAAACAGUUUUUAGAUGAGGUUGAGGGAAGCGCCGUCUUUACAAGAGUGCUUUUCACGAUUUUUGGGGGGUUGUAUGUCGAGAAAGCCAGAAAGUCCCUGCCUCCACCAGACUCGGCAUCGGAAUCGUCAUAUGACUUUCCAUAG